ACGCCACAAUCCGCAGAGGGGCGGAGCUGUGCGCAGGCGCGGCCUCCCCAGGACAUGGCAACGGCCGGUCGCCAUGGAGUCUCCGCGCUGACCUUCCCGGAGCCGAGUCUCAGCCGCGGCUGGAGAGCAGGCAAGCCAUCCCUUGAGCGUGACACCAUCCUGGUCUGGACUGUUUGUUCGGAAGGAUGCAUUCUCUGGUCUUCUUCUGUGCGCAGAAAGUGAUCUCGGACCACGCCUCGACACGCAAAGCCCUGGACUACAUCCCGCGCGAGAUCUACCCGGUCCUGUUCAAAGCGGCCUUCCUGGACCUGCGGACACUGGUGCUGCGUGACGUGGUGCAGAGGUGGCCCUUCAGUGUCCUCAACUUCUCCACCAUCCUGAAGAGGUGCAAACACUGCGACCGCGAUGUCAUCCGCGAGAAGCCCAACAAACAGUGCUUACAGGCAGUGAUAAUGGGAGUGAAGGACUAUCUCAUCAACGAGCUGCGGCAGAAUCGAAUCCCUAACACCAGAAAAUCAAAAGCAUCAACAUCUCAGGACAAUUGCAAGCUUAGGUACAGCAUAUGUUCUUAA
Messenger RNA from Amblyraja radiata (thorny skate), 572 nucleotides. RefSeq names its product leucine-rich repeat-containing protein 14-like. Lineage: Eukaryota; Metazoa; Chordata; Chondrichthyes; Rajiformes; Rajidae. The record is from RefSeq and is a predicted model, not a curated record. The coding region runs from base 186 to 572 and encodes 128 amino acids. The transcript is spliced from 3 exons. Gene Ontology annotation, cellular component: cytoplasm.